Molecule: messenger RNA, 2903 nt
Organism: Spinacia oleracea (spinach)
Lineage: Eukaryota; Viridiplantae; Streptophyta; Magnoliopsida; Caryophyllales; Amaranthaceae
Product: autophagy-related protein 13b
Exons: 4
Coding region: 503-2407 (634 amino acids)
Biological process (GO): protein localization to phagophore assembly site; mitophagy; piecemeal microautophagy of the nucleus
Cellular component (GO): phagophore assembly site; Atg1/ULK1 kinase complex; cytosol
Source: RefSeq, a predicted model, not a curated record
AAGCUUUUUUUUUUGACGGGACAUUUAAAUUAAGCUUAUGUUUGGUUAUGGACAUACUCCGGUAUAGAAACAGAUAAGACCAUGUUUGGGUGAAAACAUUUGUCCUGUGUUAAUAGAAGUACUCUACAGUCAAUUAAUUAAUUCAGUUUUGGUUUCUCGUCAAUUUGAAUAUUUCAGCUGGUUUUCCAUCACCUUUUCGCUGUAAUUUGUACUUUCGGGCCUUCUCAAAAUUGUUUUGGAUUUUAUUCUGAUUUUUUUUCCUCGUACUUUCCCCGAUUUGUCAGUUUUUCUCAUCUUAUUAGGGUUCUUCGUUUGAAGAAAUCCCAAUUUAAUCCAGAAUUGUCAACCUUCAACCAAGUUUAUCACCUUUUCAGCGAAUGAUAAUCAAGUGGAUAAUUGGACAUUGAUAGAGUCUUUCCUUUGUGAGUUUUGGCCUUUGGAGUUGAAUUGUACUGUUUUCUGGACUUGUAGGGGUUGUGUGAUAAUUUUGGUAGUUUUGAGAAUGGCAUCAUCCCGUGGAAACGUUCACUCAGAUACCGCGAAAAAGGAGCAAAUCAUAACUGAGUUUUUCACUAAGACCCUUCAGAUAAUACUAGAAUCUAGGUCACCUUACAUGUCGUCGCGACAUUAUAGUGGAGAGCAGGUUGUAUCAUCCCCAUCACCAUCAUCAUCAUCAUCCCCGUCUUCUUCGAGUUUUAGGACUAGAGACAAAUGGUUUAAUUUAGCCCUCAGGGAAUGUCCUGCUGCCUUGGAGAAUAUUGAUUUUUGGCGUCAGAGUAAUCUCGAACCAAUGGUAGUUGAUGUGAUUCUUGUUCAAAGAUCAAUUGACUGGGAUCCUGUGAAUUUUUCUCCUCAAAGGGAUAUUUUAAAGAACCCCACUUUGAAAGAGCAGGUUUCAAAUUUUAUGAACUUGGAAUCUGAAGAUCCUUGUGUUGUUGAACCAAGGAAUGAAAAGGUUAUAGAAAGAUGGGUGGUGCAGUAUGAGAGCCGAAAGAGUAGAGAUGGUAGUAGUUCAGGGAGCAAAAAAUCUAGUGGUAACUUGCACUCACUGUAUAAGAAGUCAAUAGUGCUUUUGAGAUCAUUGUAUGCAACUCUAAGACUUUUGCCUGCAUACAAACUCUUCAGGGAUCUCAUUUCAUCUGGACAUAUUCAUACAUACACACUUACACAUCGUGUAUCUACCUUUGUCGAGCCCUUCACAAGGAGAGAAGAGGUUGAUAUGCAGCGAUUUAGUUUUGCUCCUGUUGAUACUGCAUGUGGAAGACUUUGUCUUUCAGUGUUGUAUAGAUCUAUAGUUUCUGAUGGGAGUUCGGGACCAUCGACUCCUAUGUCUCCACAAUUCAUACCAGAUUAUGUAGGUAGCCCAUUAGCGGAUCCACUUAAAAGGUUACCUUCUCUUCCCAGGUCUCAUGGGUCCCCAUCGUGUUCCCCGUUUUCAAGACGUCAUAGCUGGAGCUAUGAAAAUUAUCAAGCCUCAUCACCAUUGAACUUACCAUCUCCAUCUCCAUCUCCAUCUCCAUCUCCCACGUACUCAGAUUCUCAUGCUUCAGUGUCUAAGUGUAGGUCCCGACUUCCCCCACCUUUGAGCUUGCCUCAGCAUUUGCCUGAAGCAUUUCAAGCUACUAGCAAAAAUGUUGGAUAUGAUGAGUAUUGGCCUUCCCCUGUGUUUUCUCCCUCUCCUUCUCCUUCUCCACCAAUGUACAUUGCCAGGACUGAUGCAUCUAAGGCUUUAUUGCGAUGUGAAAGCGCUCCUGUCAGCAUUCCUAUUAGUAAGGCUUUCAACAGGGAAAUCCUGCGACCUUCUCCUCCCCCUAAACUUACAAGAGCUGCCACUUUGAAGUCAGAUAGAUCUACAGGUCCAAGUGGCUCAUCUGUUGAGAAGUUUUCUCUGGGAAGAGAUGAAAGUGGAAGGUUUUCUGGGCUCAGAAUAUCAACCAACAGCUCACCCGGCAUCUCUUUUUCUAGGAGUUCUAGUAGACCGUCAAUUCCGGAUGAUUUUGAUGAUGCCGAGUUUGCUUGUCCGUUUGUUGUGGAUGAUGAUGACAUGGGUAGCAGGCCUGAAUCCUUGGAUCAGAAAGGGAAACCAUGUGACCCUCUGGACCACGGAGGAUCAUUCCCUGUUAGAACAUCCCAAGACGCUGCAGUGGGUGCCCUGGUAUUAAUGCUGAAGAAAGCUCCACCUCUCCGCCAGGAUUCACUGAUGGCCUCAAAGGCAGACAUUGAAGAAGCUGUUCUAAAACCAGACAAUCAACAACAGUCACAGAAGGGGGUCUGCACAAACAUACAGUCAUCAAGCCUUGCCAUGUCAAGGACAACAGCUGAUGCCCUAGAAGAGUUACGGAGCUAUAAAGAAUUGAAGGAGCUGUUGCUUACUCAAGGGAAAAGUUCCCAGGUUAUUGAUAAAUAAUGCGGAAGGACCUUCAAGGAGAAAGAAAAUCCUAGUUAUUGAGCAUUUCAUAAUUCAUACCAUCAUCCGACUUCUGAUCUUGUGAAUAGUGUCCGUUCUAGAGGUCUGGUGAGACCCGGGCUUUGUGUUUUUAGUUAUGCCUGGUUUCUACAGAGGUUCUUAUUUCUAAUACGAAGUAUUACCAUUGUGUAUAAAAGCUUUUAUCUUUGAUGUUUUUCAAGGUGUGUAAAGUUCUGCUGGAGAGGUAUUAAGGCAGGCGAAUUUGCAAUAUCACGGAGACCACGAAGCCAAAGAAGAUAUAAACUUUUGAGCUUUGGCUAAUUACCUCAGUUUAUAGUUUACAUUAAGGUGUUUAAUCGAGUCUUUCUAUCCUUGAGAGUUUACAUGUACAUAGUAAUCUAUUUUAUACAUUCCAAAGGUGUAAAAAGGCUAGAGAUACAAAAUUUUAUGUAUAUGCUUGUGCAAGUGUUAGUGAAUCGAUGAGCUCAACCAACCA